UAAAUUGACGUUUGGAUUUGUGUUAACCCACGUUGUUGUUAACCUAAAAAAUCAUAGUGUUUUUACCACGUUGUUUGAUUUUAUGUUCACGUGUUGUUAAAAUUGUCUUUUUGUUUUUUGUCGCUACAUUUAUUUUUAAUUUUUUUAUAAUGAGGGUUACCACUAGCCAUUGGCAGUUAUUUUUAGAACUAGCAGAACAGUUUCCUGCUUUAAUAACCAGUAAAUUUAAUGGGCCACAAGGUAAAGCCCAAGGAAAUGAGUUAUGGAAAACUGUUGCUGCUAGACUAAAUGGGCUAGGAUAUGGGGAAAAAACUAUUUUGGAAUGGAGGAGGGCCUUAACAGAUUGGAAAUCCAAAGUAAAAGUUAAAGCAUCUAAAUUAAGAUGUUCAUUAACAUUAACAGGAGGAGGUAGUUGUGACACUCCACCGCUGACAGGCUUAGAGGAAAAACUUCUUGGUCUUAUGGGAAGAAAAUGUUUGGAAGGAGAUGAAGUAAAGGAAUUGGGACAAUGUGUACCUCAAAUGGUAGAAAUGAGCAAUGAAUCAAACUUAGAUUUUGAAAUAUUUGCUGAGCCACUUGCAGAAGCAGAUUAUUUUUCGGAACACAACUACUCAUCUUUAGAUAUUGCAUUGCCAAGUAAAGGCAAGAACAUUUUAAAAAGAAAAUUUCCAGCAGAUGUUUCAUCUCCCAGUACCAGUAAGGUGCCAGAUAAUGUUCCUUUCAUUGAAAGUACUAUUUCGAAUAAACAUAUAAAUAUUAAUAUGACACAUAAAGGACCAGGACCAAUAAUAAAAAAGAACCCUAUAUCAACUCCUUCAAGAAACAUUCCAUUACCAAGUAGGAAUAUUAAUGAGUCGAGCAUGUCAUCUGGGGCAGAACAAAAAAGGAGAAAAAUAUCGGCUAUCCCAAAAAUAGGCAAAACUUUGGAAAAUAUGACAGCGGACUCACUGGAAAUAUUUAAAGAAAUAGCUAAAAACACUGAAAAUAUUUCCAAAAAUAGCACAAGGAUUGCAGAUUCAUUAGAAGAGUUAGUUUUAUAUUUUAAAAACUCUUAAAUGACUUUGUAAUAAUAAUAAUGUUUAUUUAGACUUUUUUCGCCUGUAACAAUUUUUAUGUAUAUAUAAUUUUAGAGUUAUUUAUUAGUUUAGUUUUAUGUUAUUUUCUUUGUAUUUUCUUUGUAUCUUGUGGGAUACGUGUGACUUUCUUUUUUAAAUAAUUUUAGAUUUUAUAAAUAAAAUGAUAUUUUGAUGCAUAAACAUUUGUGUAAUGUCUUGUAUUCCGGCUUCUAAAAAUAAUGCAUUUUGCAUACCCUUGCAAUGUCCAAAAUAUCAUUUAAAUAAAUGAAAAAUAGCAAAGUUGUUUUGGUCGUAUAGUUUAAAAAAUCCGUUUCAUCCCUAACACUCCUAAAUCUGUUGUGUUCGUUUACAUUAGUAAAUUACAGAGUGUUUACUGGCGUAUACUUUACAUCCCUGUAUUUUUAAUAUAUUUUUGGAAAUAAAACUGUGAUUAUAUGUAUAUAUUUUAUUACAAAAUACCUAAAAUUACCUAUACAGGGCGAGAACAAAACUGGGCACCCCUAAAAUGUUCCAAAAUUAAUAAUUGUAGUGUAUACAGGGAGGUUAGUUUCUAAAAUAGGUUUGUAUAAGGUUUCUUCUUGCCUGGUGCCCUUCCCUUACAACAUUAACAUUUACUUCAUUAUUUACAUCAUGAAAUACAUCAUCUUCAGGAAUUUCUAAGUCAAACUCCAAGUUGGCCUCUAUGCAAAUGUUAUGCAAAAUUGCACAAGCAUUUACAAUGUUCCCUGCUUUAUCAGGGGAAUAUCUUAAUACUCUUUCCUUCAGACAACACCUGAAUCGACCCUUGAGAAGACCAUUGCACCUUUCAAUGCAGUUUCUUGCCCUUACGUGGAAAAAAUUAUAAUUUGCUUCCGGGGUGUUUGCUUCUGCAUUGAGUACUGGUGUCAUUAGCCAAGGUUGCUGAGGGUAUCCAGAGUCUCCCAAGAGCCAAGAAUUAUGAUCACCUGUAAAAAAAAUACAAUUUAAAAUUUCACCAUAUUUUAAACAUGAGUUCUUAUUUAUUUCAUAGCCACUUAUUAAGGUUCAUGUAUGCUGCUCACAUCUCUUACAUGUUCUAUGUAAAAAUCAAAGUCAGGAAAAUAAUAUUAAAAAGAACCACUUUUAAUUUGCAUCUAUCUUUUUGGAUUUGAGAAGAGUGUGACUUUAAAGUAACAUUUAUACUCAGUUAUGGACUUGCUUGACUCGGAAGUGUUUUCUAACUAAAGCAGUUUUAAAUUAAAAUAUGUAAAAUGCCAGGAUAAUUUUUUACAAGGUUUUAAACAUUUUUUACCUUCAUUAUAUAAUUGUUGCAGUUCUGCUUGUAUAAAUGAAUUUCUCCAUAUAAAUGAAUCGUGGGUAGCACCUGGAUAUCGAGCAUUCACAUUAAGAAUUUUUAAAUCAUAG
Psylliodes chrysocephalus is the source of this 2459-nucleotide messenger RNA. The record is from the annotation of a GenBank genome assembly. NCBI's taxonomy places the organism in Eukaryota, Metazoa, Arthropoda, Insecta, Coleoptera, Chrysomelidae.